Molecule: messenger RNA, 911 nt
Organism: Eucalyptus grandis
Lineage: Eukaryota; Viridiplantae; Streptophyta; Magnoliopsida; Myrtales; Myrtaceae
Product: tobamovirus multiplication protein 1
Exons: 11
Coding region: 1-897 (298 amino acids)
Source: RefSeq, a predicted model, not a curated record
AUGGGUGGCGGGUCCCUGUGGAGGAGAAAGACCCUGGGUUUUGAAUGGGGCAGGAGCUAUUACGGCGGUGGUGAUCGUGCGUCGGAUUGGUGGGACGAGAUCGACGAGUCCGAGCAAUGGCAGAAGGGGAUUUAUUAUUUCUUGUGUGGAUCGUACGCGUUGAUCUCUUUCGUUGCCUUGGUGCAACUGUGCCGCAUUCAAUUAAGAGUACCCGAAUUCGGCUGGACAACGCAAAAGAUUUUUCAUCUGAUGAAUUUCGUCGUGAACGGAGUGAGGGCUUUCAUGUUCGGCAUCUACAAGAGCGUGUUUCUGCUCAGGCCCAAGACGCUCGAAAUAAUGCUUCUCGAUCUUCCCGGACUAUUAUUUUUCUCUACGUACACAUUACUAGUCUUGUUCUGGGCUGAGAUAUAUCUGCAGGCUCGAAGUCUUCCUAUCGAUAAGCUUAGGCCGACAUAUUAUGCAAUCAAUGGACUAAUAUACUUCACACAGGUGUGCAUCUGGAUCGGUCUAAAAUUAAGCCGAACUCAUACGGCGAUCAUGAUUUCAAGACUCUUUUUGUCAGCUGUCUCGUUUUGUGCUGCACUUGGGUUUCUGAUAUAUGGAGGCAGGUUGUUCGUCAUGUUGAGGCGCUUUCCUAUUGAAUCGAGAGGCCGACAGAAGAAGCUAUACGAGGUGGGCUUCGUCACGGCAACUUGCUGCACUUGCUUCUUGAUAAGAUGUCUAGUGGUCUCGAUUUCGGCCUUCGACGACAAUGCAGACGUCGACGUCUUGGAUCAUCCAAUUCUAAAUCUAGUCUAUUACACGCUGGUGGAGAUCGUGCCCUCGGCCUUGGUUCUCUACGUCCUGCGGAAACUGCCGCCCAGGCGCAUAUCCGAUCGAUAUAAUCCGAUUGGAUGAGAGGCUUCAAUGGC